AAUGAUGAUUGUCAAAAAUAAUCCAAACGCGUCCGGAUGGAGUUUGGAAAGUGGAUAUUCAAAUCCAUUGGUUUUUAGGAAAAACUAUCCAUUUCAAGCUGGGAAUUAUAAACGAAUCAAUUUCAUGCAUACAGUGCUUCAAAUAGACUCAAAUAAUUACGAGCAUAAAUGCAGUGGUAUUGAACAAGGUUUUAAGAUAGUUUUAUCAAUACCUGGCGAAGCACUGAGAAUGUCACAGAAUUAUUUUCGAAUCACACAGCUUAGUUUCAUUGAAUUGGAUCCUGAAUUGAUAACAACUACAGACAGAUUACGCCACUUUCAACCAAAUCAACGAAAAUGUUUCUAUGGCGACGAGCGACGAUUGCGGUUCUUUAAAAUGUACACCGCAAUAAACUGCGAAGAGGAAUGUUUGGCGAAUUUCACCAAGAUAAUGUGUGCAUGCGUAAAAUUCUCGAUGCCAAGAGAUGAGAAUACAAAAAUAUGCGGUGGCGCAAAGAUGAAAUGCUUGAAUGAUGCACGAAAGAUAUUCUGGGCAACGAUUAGUGGAAAAAUAGUUCGAGACAAAUGUAAUUGCUUGCCCGCAUGUACAGUUAUCAAAUACAAUGCUGAACUACGCAAAUUAAAUUUAAAAACUAAUAUUCGUUCAACCAACUUCAAAAAGGAUCAUAUACUUUCAUUAGCUAAAAUACAGUUUAAAUUGGCGAUUGUGAAGAAAUCAGAGAAAAUUGAGUUAUACAGUGUUUCGGAUUUUUUGGCAAUUUGCGGCGGUUUAUUGGGAGUAUUUGUAGGCGUAUCGGUCUUGAGUAUAAUCGAACUCGUCUAUUUCGCCACUCUUCAUUUAUUCUGGAAAAUUCGAUGUGCGCCGUCGGUGAAUGCUGUCGGACCAUCUAAUGGUGAAGUAGAGAAUAUCCCUUCAACGAGCGAUCAAAAUAUGUACAUUGAAGACAUUGAGAAUUAGAAAAAAAGACAUUAAAUUCACAUUAAAUUAGUAAUA
Contarinia nasturtii (swede midge) is the source of this 994-nucleotide messenger RNA. RefSeq names its product pickpocket protein 28-like. The coding region runs from base 2 to 958 and encodes 318 amino acids. Gene Ontology annotation, biological process: sodium ion transmembrane transport. The record is from RefSeq and is a predicted model, not a curated record. NCBI's taxonomy places the organism in Eukaryota, Metazoa, Arthropoda, Insecta, Diptera, Cecidomyiidae. The transcript is spliced from 3 exons. Gene Ontology annotation, cellular component: membrane. Gene Ontology annotation, molecular function: ligand-gated sodium channel activity.